Molecule: messenger RNA, 972 nt
Organism: Triticum dicoccoides
Lineage: Eukaryota; Viridiplantae; Streptophyta; Magnoliopsida; Poales; Poaceae
Product: protein AUXIN-REGULATED GENE INVOLVED IN ORGAN SIZE-like
Exons: 2
Coding region: 415-855 (146 amino acids)
Biological process (GO): positive regulation of organ growth
Source: RefSeq, a predicted model, not a curated record
GGCCACAACUUGCAUGGGACGCGAUGACGACUAAUACUACACCCCUGGCUCUGGCUGGAUGCACUGCAUCCAGCCCUCCCUUUCUUUUCCUUCCUGCUCUCAUCUGCCUGUCUGCAUCUCCCAGUCCGUGAACCAGCGAUCAUAGAAGUCCCGGUCGGUGCUGGAGCACUGCCGAUGUGUAUACCGAGCUUGAUGCCGAGGGAAAGAUGCUAGCUGAUGUGCCAUCGGUUUCACCAGCCACAGGGUUUGUAGAUUGCCAGAUCUGAUCUGACCUGAUUCAGCAAAGAAUUCUGAGCUAUCAAAGCUGCUUCAACCCGAAGCUCUAGCACUGCGCUAUCUUCCACUUUAAGAAGACUCGAUCGAUCGUCACGGAAAGAGCAGAGAGAAGUAUCAAAAAUUCCAUGGUAGCACCUCAUGUUCUUGAGCGCAAGAAAUGAGUCUUCGGAGUCGGAGGACAUCCAAGAACUGAUCAACAGUAGCCUCAAGUGCAACGCAUCUACGCCAGCCGACGACAUGGAGAGCGGCAGAGGCGGAGCAGGAGCCGCCGGAAGCACGUCGUCGUCGCCAUCGCCGCCGGUGGUCCUGCCGUCCGAACAGAAAGCACGGUACAGCAGGGAGGAGGACCCCGGUCGUUGCAGCUGCAGCGAUAGCUUCUUCGGCAAGUACUUCUCGUUCCUCCUGCUCAUGUUCGUCACCGCGUCGCUGGUGAUCCUCCCGCUCGUCCUGCCACCGCUGCCUCCGCCGCCGUCGAUGCUGAUGCUGGUGCCAGUGGCAAUGCUGCUGAUGCUCCUGGUGCUGGCGUUCAUGCCGACGUCAGGUGGCCGGGGUGCGACGGGCCCGACUGCCUACCUGUAGAUAACUAGUACGUCCUUUUCUUGUUUGUUCUGUUGGAUUUUGUGAUAGGGUAGUCAUGGAAUCAAGUUUUAUGCCCAUCAAUUGAAAGUACCCUGCUGCUUUUCUCGGCAUACUAAA